CCUGACGAUUAGUCGAUUGCGGUAGAGCGCGCGAUGAGGAGCGACGCCGCGGCCGAGACCGGCGACCGCUAGCUGCUACGUGUACGCAGGUGAAGCAAAGUGAUCGCGCGGCGCGCGCGGAGGGAGAGCGUUUCGCGACCGCGGUUUUAGUCGCGAGCAACGCCGUUCGGCGCAGCGGAACGGCGUGUGAGGCGAGCUGUGGCGGUGGAGUGCGGAUUCGUGCGGCGUCGACGACCCGCUGAGGGACGCGACGACACCUGCUCGGCGGUGACGAGGAGGCGCACGGUGACGCGCGUGGAUACGCGCGUAUGCAUGUAUGUACGUACAUAUGCGCGCGCGACGAACGAGCGGACUUACGUGCGUGCAGCGACGGCCAUACUCAAACAACAGCCGAGCGGAGUGCGCGGCGCUGAGAUGAAGCGAUAAUAGAGGUGAAUCGAGAGAAAGAGGAUCCCGCGGUAGGCGCGCGUGAGGCUACGAAUUGGGAAGAGAGGCGACGGCAGCUCGAGUAAGCCAGGUCGAAUCGAAUCGCAGUGUGGUCGACGUGAGCGUUCCGAUAUAUCGGUGCGCGAGGACGAGCCAACAGCAGCAGCAGCAGCAGCGGUGAAGAGAGUACGAAGGAGCGGCCGGAACGGGCGGAAGUGUGGGCCGUGCGUGCGUGUGUGCGAACGAACGAACGAACGAACGAACGACGUACGGACGUACGUAGGAAAGGGGGUAGCGGGCAGCAGCGGGCAGGGGGCCCGGGCGGUCGAGGCUUGGCGCGAGGGUCCAGUUGCCCACCGAGAUGAGCGCCAAGACGGACGUCAACAGGCGAGUCCUGGCGAUCCAAGCAAAGAAGAAGCGGCACAAGCCCAGCAAGCGCAAGGGCAAAGGCAGUUCCCAAGGCGAGCAGGACGCUCAGAGCUCCAAGGGGCCGCGGGGCGGCCAGGUGGCGGCCGCCACCGCUUUCGAGUACGCGGACUUCCCCUCGGACGCCCGUCUGCGGCUCGCUUACGCCAACGACAACGGGACCAGAUUGGAACCGUGUCAUAGUUCCAGCAAUGAAACGAUUGAGGACGACGAUGAGGUGCUCAGCAGCGAGGACGAGGAGCAGGAGGACAGCAGCGACUACUGUAAAGGCGGGUACCAUCCUGUGAAGAUAGGAGACCUCUUUCUAAAUCGCUAUCACGUCACGCGCAAGCUCGGUUGGGGUCACUUCUCCACUGUUUGGCUCUGCUGGGAUUUACAGGACAAACGUUUUGUGGCGCUUAAAGUUGUGAAAUCCGCAUCCCAUUUCACUGAGACUGCAUUGGAUGAAAUUAAGUUAUUAAAAGAUGUGCGCGAUACGGAUCCCAUCGAUCCUAAGCGCAAUAAGACCGUCCAGUUGCUCAAUGACUUCAAGAUCAGCGGCAUUAAUGGUCUGCAUGUUUGCAUGGUAUUUGAAGUGCUUGGACAUAAUCUUCUCAAAUUGAUUAUAAAGUCAAACUACAGAGGGAUUCCAAGAAAUAACGUUAAACGCAUCAUCAGACAAGUCCUCGAAGGUCUCGACUAUCUUCAUAAUAAAUGUAAAAUUAUUCAUACAGACAUUAAACCCGAAAAUGUUCUUGUGUGCGUCGACGAGACUUACAUACGGAAAUUAGCUUGCGAAGCAACAGAAUUGCAUUCUAUGGGGGCAAAGUUACCGGUAUCUCUGAUAUCUACCGCGCCGAAGGAGUUUCAGGAGCCCACGCCGAACUCCAAGAUGUCCAAGAACAAGAAGAAGAAAUUGAAGAAGAAGGCCAAGCGCCAAAACGAGCUCCUGAAAAAGCAGAUGGAGCAGAUCGAGGAGCUCGAUGAGCAGAGCAAACUCGUGAAUAGCACGAGAGAGAACGGGGAGGUCGAGACGAACAGUCUCGAUCAGGAUCUCAAUACGGAGAGCAUAGAGGACAAUACGGAGAGCAAAGGUUCACCCGACAUCUCGGAGCCGUCCGCGCCUUCCUUGCACAUGAACGGGGUCGAUGGUUUAGCGGGCGGCGAGAAGAUACAGAAUCCAUCGCCCGAGGAAGAAUCCGAGAAGAUGGACAAUGUAACUCUGUGCGACGUGGAGAAAAGCUGCGGUGAAGGUGUGCUACCACCCGAUCCGGAGGACACCGACGAGUGCAGCGAAGGUGGAGUAAUCGCCGCGAGCUCGCUCUUGCCUUUCCUAUUUUUUUGGCUCCGAUUCUACUUGGUCAUUAUACUCACUAUACUUGUAGGUCGCAGAUCGUUAAAUCCACCGGAGAGUAAACAAUUGAAACGGGCGUCCGUGUCGCCCCUGGAUCCCGCCAUAAUGGAGUGUGAGGUCGACGUGAAGAUAGCGGAUCUCGGAAACGCGUGUUGGGUUCAUAAGAAAUUCACGGACGACAUUCAGACUCGUCAGUACAGGUCGCUCGAGGUUCUGUUAGGCUCGGGAUACGACACCUCUGCCGAUAUAUGGUCCACCGCUUGUAUGGCGUUCGAACUGGCGACCGGUGACUAUCUCUUUGAACCGCACAGCGGCAAAGAUUAUUGCAGAGAUGAAGAUCAUUUGGCCCAUAUUAUCGAAUUGCUAGGAGAAAUACCAAGACGUAUCGCACUCUCGGGAAAAAACUCGAAGAUAUAUUUUAAUAAGAAGGGUGAAUUGAAGCACAUCACCGGAUUAAAGCCGUGGGGCCUGUAUGAAGUGUUGACGGAGAAGUACGACUGGACGCCAAGCGAAGCGCGCGAGUUCGCAGAGUUCCUAACACCGAUGCUCGAGUUCAAUCCGAGCAUGCGAGCUACCGCAGCCGAGUGCCUGAAGCAUCCGUGGCUGCAAAUCAAAAAGUGAUCGCGUUUUUUAUUGUUUUACCUGUAACAUCCCCCUCAACUUUCAUCUCGGUCCUUACCACCGCCGCCCAAAUGUCGCAAUCACAAAAUCAAGAGAGUGUGUAAUAGGAAGCCGGAAACAUUUGCGUCACGUUAAGUGUCAUUUUCGUACUGAAAAAAAUCAUACUUCACGUACGAUGGAGCAAGUGUACAUUAUUUCACGAGUGUACGCACACUAGAAAAACUGUUUGAUAUACGAAUUACGGAAACGAAUUGUAACAUAUUAUAUUAUAUUAAUCAUACGUACGAUACGAUACGAUACGAGCGUGUCUCCGCCUGGGGAAAAUGUUACGAAACCGAAAACGUUUCGAGAAGAUUGUUAUAUACCCUUUACAAACGGUGAUUUGACAAUAUCGCGAAAGUCGCCCCCCCCCCCGCCCUCCCCACAAGGAAACCUCUCGAGCGUAGCGAGAGCGAAGUGUCGCAAAAUCCGGAAAUUCGUUCGAGACAAAGAUCUUGCAACAUUCCGCUAACUUCUAUAUAUAACAGCCGCGCGCGUGCUUCCUAACGUAACACUCUCAACACAUCGGCUGACCAUUUGUGUAGCUAGACUUGUUAAAUCAUAUUUUUAAUCAGUGAUGAGAGAAGUUAAAUUAAAAAAAUAUCAUAGUACUUUAUACAUACAUACAUAUACAUAUUACUUUACACAUUUCUGUUGCAUACUUCGUGCUUGUCAUUUAAUUUAUCUGCGAAUUAUUCCAAGAGUCGUGGGACCUACUCGGGAAAUGUAUUGAGGGUUCACGGGCGGGCUCGAUACGUACGUCUGGUUUAAAAUUAGGACUCAUUGCCUUGACUCAGUUAUCCGUAUGUAAUUUUAUAAACCGCACACCGGUCGCUCUCUCUGUAAAUUCUUGCCAACAAAUUGUCGGGAGAUCGCAAUGUGACAGAAGUGGCUACUUAAUUAAUAUUUUAUGUCUACCUCAAUGUAUACUUGAGCCGAUUAGAAAUACUCAUGAACGUACACGCGGGUAAACAAGGGACACUCGCAUACGCAUGUAAAUUCAAGUAAAUGGAUUUGUAUAUUGUACAGAUAAUUAAAAGAGUCGGUCACUAGAUUCUUGGUACACUAUAAUUAACGUGGACGCCAAUUGGGAUAAGAUGAUGCAUGCACGACACGUUUGCGAGUCACUCGAUUCGAUGUAAAAUUGAUUUGAUUUGUAAGAUAAUGAAAAAAGAAAUAGCUCUUUCAUUAUUCUCCAGAGGCAACUAAAUUUGAUUAUUGACUGCACCAUCGGUAAGAUCGCAAUUGCGUACUGUACGUAUCAUAAGAUAUAGCAUAAGUUUACAAUUAAAAACUAUCAAUUAGAAAAAAAAUUCCAACGUAUGAUCACGUAUAUGUAUGGCAAUAAGAUUAACAUCAUUGUAUGCAAUAUUUGCGACUUUUGCAUGAGAAAGAUGUUGUGCAAUUUGUCUUGUUCCAUUGUGAUGCCCCGUGAUGCCGACAUAAUGACGAAUAUUUCUGUUUGUUACGAACUUUUGUUAAUCCAAACACCGUAUACAUAAUGUACAAUUACAAAGAGCAAGAGAGUGUAUAUCGCAGAUAGGGUUUUGGUGCAAACGCAGUGAACAAUCUUAACGAGAACAUUGAGUUUCGUACGAACCUUUUUGCUUGUUUUGGUGAAUACUGACUGACUGACUACUGAGCUCUCUGCCGAUAAUGUCUUCUAUUUUGUAAAAACGAAAAAAAGCGAAGCAGUGCGUUCAAUUGGACCCCUACAUAAAUUAUUACACACGUCGACGAAUUCGAUUCAUGCUUCCGGCAGAAUGUUCUGUCUUUCGCUUUGUCUGCCAGUUCAAAGUCGUUUCGUAAAAACAUUCGAUCGAAUUGCGUGGAGAUGCGUGCGUACGUGGAAAUCAUUAUAAUGUAUAAAUACCUUGUCACUUAUUGCGAUUACAUCAUCCCGGGUAAAAGAGGAAAAUACUCUCGUAAAAAUACACAGCGUUAUGAUCUGUUUUAACACCUUGCAUUUUUUAUUUAUUCUAUUUUCGAUCAACUUUAAUUAAUGACGUCUCUAUUCGAUUGCGCGAUUACUUCAACACGAAUCUGUAUAGACACGCAAAUUUUAAUUUAUUAAAAAUCGACGAGUUUAUUCUUAAGUGUUUUGUUUAUUGAUUUCCAUUAUGUUCUUUCGGACACUCAGGCAUCAUUAUUAAUUUAACAAUGAACUUUAUGUAUGUAUAUGUUGCGACUGAAAUAUUAAAAGAGCAGGCACUCGCUUUUUAAAGCUGCUAAAUUUUUAGUACAAAAGAUAGGCAGUAGAUUAGGCGAGAGAUUUGAUGAAGAAGUGCCUCUUCUACCCGCGCUACAAUUAAUAUCGGAUACGUAACGAUGCGUUUAUAUGCAACUUAAUCUGUUGAUGCAAAUUCGACGCAGUCUAAAAUUUGUGUUACAUGUUAUCUGUUUAUAUGUUAUUUUUGUAUUUUUCCUGCAACAGUUACAUAGCUGUUUCGUGAAUCUCAUGUCUCCGAUGACACGGUGAUCGUAGCGAAUCUGUACAUAAUGAAGACCUUAGUGGAUAAUAUUCAAUAUCGUUUUAUGAGAAACACGGCCGAUGAAAUCCGUUAUUAUUAUAUAAAGAGAAGGGCAGCGAUCACAACUCGAUUUGAUAGUCAAUUUUCUCAUUAAUAUCUCCUCGUUACGCGUAAUAGAGAAAGUAUUUCUAAAUCAAACUUGACAUGGAGCUUUCGCUCGAUCAUGCUUGAGCCCUAAUGUCACUUGUAAGAUUUCAGAAUUCGCGUAAUUUGAGAAACUCUAGAAAUCCGUAAAUUCCGAGAAUCUGUGCAUCUCGUUGAGGGUCGAAUAUUUAAGGACAAGGAUCGGAACCGGUACAAUUUCGAGCAAAUUCAAGCUUUAAAUAUUAUAUAGACACGUAAAGAGGAACGGCAUAACUAUAAAUAGAGCAACUAAAUUGCUUAAUAUUGAAAUUAGAGUUAUUCGUAAAAAGAACUCGAUUUCACAUUAUUUCAAUACCAUUUCUUGAAACGUGUAUUAAAAAUUAAAAAGAAAAGUUCACAUGAAUAUUACGACGAGUAAAGGAAUCAUUCCCGCGUGUUUAUAGUAUAAGACUGUUAAAUAACUUGGCCAAGUUAUAUAUACCGGUUUCUAUCUUCAGUUAGAAGAUACUGAGGAAGUAUCGAUCGAAGUGCGCUGAUGAAGAGAGCGCACGCUUCUGUCGAUACGUUAUGGCACAAAAAGCAUAAUUAACAUGAAUCAGAUUGUUGAAUAGGAUUGACACCUUAGACGACGACGAGCCAGUGCGUAGGCAUCGAGAUCGCAGCGAGAUCAUCAUUAGAUUAAACCGAAGCUCAAUACCACACAUUGCUGACGGCUAGUCUACCGAUUUCUGUGACCGUGUGCGACUUCGCGUCAUCACGUCGAUAGACCAUUCUCGUCCUGAUCACAUAGAUAAUGUUAAUUAUUUCAUAUUAAUAUAUCAUAUGUACCAUACAUAUAUAUAUUAAUAUCUUUAGCGCUCUCUAUAAAUAUAUAUAAACUCAUAUGGAUAUAUAUAUAUAUACAUAAAAAGAUAACUUACGUAGGUGUGACUCGCUGCUUGGCGUUAGUCUAUAGUUAGGAGGAAAUUAACAAACAAUAACAGUAAACUGUGUAUAGAUCUUGAUGUACGAGAUAUCCCCAUCCGUCUCUGAGUUUCGAGCGGAUAAUUUUAUUUGUGAAAAGUAGAGAGAGAGAGAGGAGGAAGGGACAGAGGAAACAUGAGACAGUCUCAAAGCGCUCCUUUGCCAUAAAGGAGAUUGAGAUUUCUCGGGUAUAUAUACAUACUAUAUAUAUAUAUUCGCCAAUGUGAAUGAUCAGGGAUGGUCGGACGAGAGGGAAAACGGUGUAUAAUAUACAGGGACCCAAUAUUGAAAUUCACCAGGGACUCAUGUUCCAAUCGGUAGAUUCUAAACGUUGUUUCGAGCAAGACGGACUUGCUUAAUCAGAUAUACUAAUCGUUGAAGACUUUGAAAGUGUUAAUCUGAUGCAAUGCACCAAUAUUUAUGAAUUAUAAUACUUUGGGAUCGGAGCAACCAAUAUCACAUUAUGUUUUAAAGAUGAACGUAUAUUCUAUAUUAGGAUCCUAGAAAUGAAAUUGGAAGGAGGCGACACGUGGCAUCUAUCGAACGCGCCUAUUCGAGCACGUCAAAUAGAUCUUCGACAUUUCUUUUCUUCGCGGUCGAGUUCGACAUUGGUUGCUGUCUCGUUCCAAAAAUGAUUGAUGGUACACGAUACAUUGUACGACGCUAAACGCACAGCGAAACUCUAUCGUGGGAGUCGUCGGUCGUUCUUAUAAACGCUGAGACGUGCGGAUCCGUAUCAACUGCCUUCAGCAGUGAAUAUCGGUAACAGGACGCGUGAAAACAAAAAUCUGAAGACGAGGACUGAGGAAUGUGGCCUUGAUCGAGGAGGAGGAUCACGUCGACGUAAUAAAAUUACAAUCGCAAAUGCUUUGUCGAAAGGAUAUUGUUGCGCGGUCUCCUCUUUAAUCUUAAGAAGACAAAAGAAAUCUCGAGGAAAUUGGAGUUGCGACGUGGCACGCGUGAAAAUUUUUCGAACGAGAGGAGGAUCAGAGAGCUGCUUUGCUACCAAACACCAAGUUUUAUUAUAUAUAAGUCGCAACGCGCGCGCGAGAUAUUGUAAAUAUUACGAGGAUAAAUCCGGCGCAGAGUUUUGCACAUUUUUAGAAGAGAGCUCGCGAUAUUAGAGUCCACGACGACGAUCGAAUCGCAGAGGGCUGGCAGAGAUCCCUUCGAAUGGAUCGCAAUAAAAUGUACCAGCGACUAUAUAUAUAUAUAUAUAUAUUGGAUUAAUCACUCGGAAAGACGCACGUAUUCGGUCGCGCGAGAGACGCAAAGUCAGCAUACGAUAAUAUUAUUAUUAUCUCACUGAUUGGUACAUAGUCAUACUGGUCUCGUAGCGUUAUAGAGCCAUUUAAACUCUGCAUGCUUAGCCAAUUUGCGUCCGCCGACAAGUCCGUGAGGGCCCGUCGCGACGUUAAUAAGGGUGUAAAACUAUCGAUACAGGCGCGCAUAGGCGUUUACGAUACGUGACGGUCAUCUUUACAAGUUUAUCGAGCUGAAACGGGACAUGCAAAUUAUAGCGAACUGAACCCGGAUGACGUGUGCGAGAAAAACCGACUGGAGCAUCGGGACAGAGAAGCAGCGCCGGCGUUUUGCCGCGCUUCUCUCCCAGACAAUAUCCCAGAUUAGCGCGAUAAAAAUAUGCCCUUUGUCACGACUACUGGCUGGGCGAUUAAAUCGCGAGAGGACCGGAGGGAUGGAGCUCGCUUGGUUGACUAAUCAAUCCACCUGAUCGCGUCGCACGAGUUGUACAUGACCCCAAGAUACGAAGGAAUAUAAGAGAAAUUGUAGCGUCGCGCGUCGUUAAGUCUUGCUUGAAAUAAAUUGCUUGAAUUAAUUUCAGAGAUUAAUGUAGAAACUUGAGUAAUUUCAUUUGUCAGUCGCACGUUAAAGCGAGUGUUUUUUUUAUCCGCUAUUCAUCGGAGCCGUACGAUUACUUUCUAAUAGGAGAGAAUAGUCAUCCUUGUGCAAAGAACUGUCGCUUUCUCAAUUGUGUCACAGUCUCGUAUCCGAAACACCCGUGACACGAUUGACUCUCCAUUCUCUGUAUUCAACAAUAUCGCGUAGCGAAUGAAUAAUUGUCAUCAGUCUGAAUUUCGUUCUUUCUUCUUUUGCAGCACGAUUGUUUAAAGAUGUAUAUCAAACUGCAUUCGUUCGUCCGAGAGCGUACCGUACAAUCAAAGUCGUGCAAACUCUUCUCAUGGUACGUGUACGAAUUACGAUGCCGCGAAGAAGUCUCAAGAACACCGAAUAAUCAUGGCUAAUGUAUUGUAUACUAAUGUCUUAUGCUCCAGUCGCUCAAUGUACGACCACGCGAGGCAUUAAAAACUCUAGAACAUAAUAAAAUAGCGAUAACGAAUCGAACGAAUAAAUGGAUUUGAUGUUUAGACGCUGCCUCCGUUAUGUGCCCUGCCGCAAAAAAAAGACACAGGAAACCAUGUAUUCACCCUCCGAGAGCGAUAUAUAUAAUAUGAAAAAUAAAUUCGCAACAAACUAAACUA
Messenger RNA from Ooceraea biroi (clonal raider ant), 8924 nucleotides. RefSeq names its product SR splicing factor protein kinase (gene SRPK). NCBI's taxonomy places the organism in Eukaryota, Metazoa, Arthropoda, Insecta, Hymenoptera, Formicidae. Gene Ontology annotation, biological process: regulation of mRNA processing; peptidyl-serine phosphorylation; spliceosomal complex assembly. The record is from RefSeq and is a predicted model, not a curated record. Gene Ontology annotation, molecular function: ATP binding; protein serine/threonine kinase activity. Gene Ontology annotation, cellular component: nucleus; cytoplasm.